AUGUCUUCCUCCUCCAUGAAAACAACUGCAACAGCAAAUUUUUAUUUACCAGAAGAGUGUUGGGAAUCUGUCUUCACAUUCCUCAACGAUGACAAACGUUGCUUGGAGUGUAUAUCUAUGGUCUCCAAACAGUUUCUAGCUAUCAUCAACUGUCUCGUGUUCUCUUUUCAAAUAUGUGAUCAAACUCUACCUUUCAUUCCUCGCCUAUUCCAAAGGUUUCCAAACCUCACUUCCCUCGACCUCACACUCUUCUCCAAAGAUGGCGAUAUCGACGAGCUUCUCUACCAAAUAUCUACUUUCCCAUUGAACCUAAAAACACUCAAACUCUCCAACCAAUUCACCAUUCCCGCAUAUGGGCUGCGAGCUUUGUCCAAAAAGAUUACAACUUUGAAUUCUCUCACAUGUUCCAACAUUGUUUCACUUGAUAAUGAUGACCUUGUUCGCAUCUCCGAUUGUUUCCCUUUUCUUGAAGAACUUGACAUUAGUAGUACUAGUGUUGAAACUAAGUUGGUAGAAAUUGACAAUAUUGAUGUUGGAUUGGAGACUAUGUUAACUUCACUUCCUAAGCUCCGCAAGGUUAAUAUCGGUGGCCAUUACAACAUAGAUUAUGACUCAUUGCUUCUUCACUUGUGCAAGAGCUGUGAGUUUCUUGAAGAGGUUGUGAUUUUUGACUGUUCUUUAUUAACCCACAAUGGCAUUGCUUCUGCCAUCCGCGAGAGACCGGGUUUGAGGUCUCUCUCUUUUACUGAAUUUGGGGGAUUGGGAAAUAGUUCACACUUUAUUAACUCUUUGGUGAGUUUGAAGGGCUUAAAUUGUCUUAAUUUGUCGUAUUCGGCUGUCACAGAUGAAUUGUUAUCAUCUAUCGCAGAGGAAGGUCUUCCUUUAAGGAGGCUCGUCCUCAGCGGUUGCAGCAGAUAUACUUAUGCCGGAAUCUUUAAGUUAUUGUCUAAGUGUCAAUCUAUUCAAUACUUGGAUCUUCAAAGUGCCCAUUUUCUAAAGGAUAGCAAUUUUGUUGAGUUGUCUUUAUUUCUUGUUGAUUUGGUCUCUAUAGACAUUAGUGAUUGUAGUAGGCUCACAAUUGUAACCUUGUCUGCACUACUUAGGAACUGUUCUAAACUUAAUGAGGUCAAAAUGGAAGGCACAGGUACUACUAAAUACAUGGGUGUAGAGAAUUCUAGUACCUUGAUGAAUUUGGUUGUAAACCCUCAAUUAAAGUCUCUUCAUUUAUCUGACAACAAAUGGCUGACUGAAAAACACGUCCAUGUGUUUGCUUCCAUUCUCCCGAAUUUACAACUACUGGAUUUGAGUUGGUGCUGUCGCAUAUCUGAGAAAGGUAUUGGCCUGGUUUUAAAGAGAUGUAGUAAGAUUAGACAAUUGAGUAUAGUCUAUUCUCAAAGACUCGAGCCACUUAGAAUGAACUUUAAGGUUUCCACGUUGGAGGUGUUGAACUUGUCACAUACAAAUGUUGUCGAUGAAACACUUUAUGCAAUCUCAAAGAAUUGUCGCGGGCUUUUGCAAAUUAUACUGGAAAGAUGUCUUCUUGUCACAAUGAAGGGAGUGAAGCACGUAGUUGAAAACUGCACACAACUGAGAGAGAUCAAUUUGAGGGAUUGUGAUAAAGUGCACCUUAAUGCUAAUAGUGUUUCCUUAAUGGUAUUUUCAAGGCCAUCAUUGAGAAAGAUAACAGCUCCACCUAAUUUUCAUUUGAGUGAAAAGAAGAAACUCUUGUCUCAUCAAUUAUGCAUUGUUUGGUAG
Molecule: messenger RNA, 1755 nt
Organism: Trifolium pratense (red clover)
Lineage: Eukaryota; Viridiplantae; Streptophyta; Magnoliopsida; Fabales; Fabaceae
Product: F-box/LRR-repeat protein 4-like
Exons: 2
Coding region: 1-1755 (584 amino acids)
Biological process (GO): SCF-dependent proteasomal ubiquitin-dependent protein catabolic process
Cellular component (GO): SCF ubiquitin ligase complex
Source: RefSeq, a predicted model, not a curated record